This is a messenger RNA of Hyposmocoma kahamanoa, 2022 nucleotides long. RefSeq names its product gamma-glutamyl hydrolase A-like. NCBI's taxonomy places the organism in Eukaryota, Metazoa, Arthropoda, Insecta, Lepidoptera, Cosmopterigidae. Gene Ontology annotation, biological process: tetrahydrofolylpolyglutamate metabolic process. The record is from RefSeq and is a predicted model, not a curated record. Gene Ontology annotation, molecular function: gamma-glutamyl-peptidase activity. Gene Ontology annotation, cellular component: vacuole. The transcript has 7 exons. The coding region runs from base 39 to 1103 and encodes 354 amino acids.
GGCAAAUAUAUUUUUGUUUACCAAUAUAAACCAGAGAAAUGCUGAAUUAUUUGAUAUUCGUGAUAAUAGAAAUUCGAAGAUUCCUGACCAGCGUUUCUGCAAGCGAACCGAAAUCUCGCAUUAAAAAUAAUAUUAGUUUAAUUUCUACAGUAUAUUAUGAUGAUGGUGCCGUGAAGUUACGUCAGGACGACCAACUAAACAACCGGCCUAUCAUCGGCGUUCUUUCACAAGAGCAAUCCUUGUUUCUACGCGAGAAAUAUCCAGAAGAAAACUAUACUAGUUACAUAGCUACCUCCUAUGUAAAAGACGUUGAAGCAUCGGGCGCUAGAGUCGUACCUAUUUUAAUCGGAAAGGAUCGUGACUAUUAUGAAGAAUUAAUGAAAAAAAUUAAUGGAGUGUUGUUUCCCGGUGGUGCGACAUAUUUCAACAAUUCUGACGGUUAUGCUGACGCGGGGCAGCACAUCUACGAAAUUGCUCAACAAAUGAACGACAGAGGUGACUACUUCCCCAUCUUCGGUACCUGCCUGGGCUUUGAGUUGUUGAUCAUUUUAGCUUCUGGGCGUAGCGAAGUAGAAAAUAGGAACAGGUGUUACUCUUACCAAAAUUUGCCUCUACGGUUUACUACUGAUUAUCGGGACAGCAAGAUGUUUUCUGCCGCACCACUGGAUAUACUUGUAAUACUGGCGACUCUGGACGUCACAGUAAAUUCUCAUCAGUUUUGUAUAGUUGACGACAAUCUGAAGAGCCACGGUUUGGAUGAUGAUUGGCUGGUGACGUCACACAGUGAUGAUCAAGACGGCCUCGAGUUUAUAGCGAGUAUUGAGCAUAAAAGAUAUCCUAUCUAUGGCGUUCAAUUUCACCCAGAGAAAAGUUUCGAGUGGAAACUCAGUAAAAAUUAUCCCCACUCAGCAGAAUCAAUUAAGGCGAAUCGUUACUUCAUGGAUUUUUUUGUAAGCGAGUGCAGAAAAAGCGGGCAUUCUUUCAACAAUGCAGCUGAAGAAAACGAGUACCUAAUUUAUAAUUAUAUACCACACUUCACCGGCUUACUUGGUAGCGCUUACCACCAAUGUUAUAUGUUGGAACCUAAGGGCGUACGUAACUAAUAAAUAAGUAAAAGUGAUACAAAGACCACGAUAUAUAAAGAUAAAAAGAUAGAUAAAGCAUUUAUUCAGCACGUGACGUCACAGUAUUACAUAUAACAAAAAAGGAAGAGGAUAUUCUACGGCAAUGAUCUGUCAGCGACACAUCAAGUGCAACAGUUGCACUACAAAUCCGGUACUAUUACUGAUGGAAUAAGAAAGCUCUCAUCGAGCAUCUCGAUCGAACUAUUUGCGCCGCCGUCCUCACAACAACAACUUUCUUAAAUAAAAAUCAAAAAGUGCUACAAAUACAAAUACACAGACAGUGUAUGCAUAUAAAAGCAAAAGCAUAGAACAGUGAACACUUGUAAUUACUACAGUAUAUAGAAAGCAAAAUCAUAGUACAGACAACAGCACAUCAAGUUACACAUUGACGGAUAUUGUUCCGUUGCACUGGAGGCGAUAUGCGAUACUCGAACAAAAGUGCGUAGCUUUGUGUGUCGUAGACUGUAUAUUGAAGAGAGCAGUUUGUAAAUUUGUUUGAAAUUGAAUAAAUAAAUAUAAAAUGUUGGUUAGCGCUUGGUUGGUGUGCAGACAGGAAAAUGAUAACUGAGACGAGAAGACAUUGAAACAUAAAACCAAAGGAAUGACUUGCUUUUGGACGACGUGCUUAUUGUCUGCUCCAUCGCCACCAUUGUUACAUUAAGCUUGGCUUUGUGAACUAAAGACAAUAUUUUUAAACUCAAUUUGAAUUAUGUAUUGCAUUUACUAAUUCGUAUGGGUAAAAGGCAUGUUGUCCCAACAUUUGCUGGCGAGAAGUCGAAAGCUGCCACGAAAAACUGUCGUCCUAUAUCUCGCAACCUAUUUUCAUUACAUGCUCCAAAUAAGUUUUGCUCCUGUACAGUUGUAUAGAGUCGGCGCAGUAUUUUCUUCUUCUACCCAG